AUGCCUUCCUUAUUAUCUCCAACCACAACAUUAAAUAAUGGUCAACAAAUACCGAUUGUUGGUUUGGGAACCUGGCAGUUACACGGUGAUGAAAAAACAGAAUUUAUUAAAAAAGCCAUAGAUUUAGGAUACAGACAUUUCGAUACAGCAUGGUUGUACAACAGCGAAAAAGUUAUAGGAGACGCAAUUCGGCAAAAAAUAGCAGAUGGUACCGUAAAAAGAGAAGAUUUGUUUAUAACAACCAAGCUCUGGUGUUCAUAUGCUCAUCCGGAUUUGGUCGUCAAAGCUUGUCGAAAAAGUUUAUCAAAUUUGGGUCUUGAUUAUCUUGAUUUAUUUUUAAUACAUUGGCCGUUUGUCUUUAAAUCCAUAAAAGAAUAUUUUCCCCGUGAUUUAAAGGGGAAUUUAAUAAUAACCGAUGAUGAUUAUGUUACUACCUGGAAAGAAAUGGAAAAAUGCGUGGAAUUAGGAUUGACGAAAUCCAUCGGAGUAUCCAAUUUCAAUUCCGUACAAAUAGAAAGACUUUUAGAAUCCGCUAAAAUAAAACCUGUCACAAAUCAAAUAGAAGCUCAUCCAUAUUUAAAUCAGAAAAAAUUAAUAGAAUUCUGUCAUAACAGAGACAUUAUCAUAACGAGUUACGGUCCCUUGGGAGGCAUGCCUUCCGCAGCCAAACCCGAAUCGAAACCUAUGUUGGAAAAUCCAAUUAUGGUUAAAAUAGCAAGAGAAAAAAACAAAACCACGGCUCAAAUUUCUCUCAGAUAUUUGAUACAAUGUGGUACGAUUGUCAUUCCAAAAACUUCAAGUCCAAAAAGGCUUUUGGAAAAUUUAUCCGUAUUUGAUUUUACUUUGACUCCAGAAGAAAUGGCAGAAAUAGAUUCGAUAAAUAAAAAUGAAAGAAUUUAUAAAGUACCUGGGUAA
Molecule: messenger RNA, 915 nt
Organism: Pediculus humanus corporis (human body louse)
Lineage: Eukaryota; Metazoa; Arthropoda; Insecta; Psocodea; Pediculidae
Product: aldose reductase, putative
Exons: 5
Coding region: 1-915 (304 amino acids)
Cellular component (GO): cytosol
Molecular function (GO): aldose reductase (NADPH) activity
Source: RefSeq, a predicted model, not a curated record